Molecule: messenger RNA, 1366 nt
Organism: Nyctereutes procyonoides (raccoon dog)
Lineage: Eukaryota; Metazoa; Chordata; Mammalia; Carnivora; Canidae
Gene: CCRL2
Product: C-C motif chemokine receptor like 2
Exons: 2
Coding region: 317-1366 (349 amino acids)
Biological process (GO): inflammatory response; G protein-coupled receptor signaling pathway; chemotaxis
Cellular component (GO): cytoplasm; membrane
Molecular function (GO): chemokine receptor activity
Source: RefSeq, a predicted model, not a curated record
CAGUCACUUGAGAAACAUUGUAGGGGUCCAGAGGAGCUUUCAAGUUGCUUUCUUUGGGUUAUUCCCUGCCGACACUGAGAGCAGUGACUUGUGGUAUAGAGCUCCCACGAGAGCAACAGUGGCUUCUCUUGCCCCUAAAGGUCAAGACCGGCUUCUCAGAAGAAAGGCGGUCUCUCAGCAGCCCCAGACUACUCCCACAGCUGCUUGGAUGGUGGCUCAGGAGGCAGUGCCCUGUCCCCCUGGAACUCUGUCAAGUGGACCACCCAGCCGUAUGAAGAGGAAAUAAUCUUUGGCUUCUCCACAGGGCAGCCUGAAGAUGGAUAAUUACGUGACAGCCCCAGAGGACGACUAUGACGUCCUCAUAGAGGAUGAUCUGAAUAACGAUGAAAUAAAACUGUGCCCCCUUUACGAAACCAAGAUCCUGUCAACCCGGGUGUUGCCGCAGCUCUACGCCACCGUGUUCCUGGCUGGUCUCCUGGGCAGUCUCUUGGUUGUGCUCAUCCUGGUAAAACAUAAAGGACUCAAGCACAUGGGAAAUAUCUAUUUCCUAAACUUGGCAGUUUCAAAUUUGUGUUUCUUGCUUGCCCUGCCAUUCUGGGCCUAUGCUGCGAUGCAUGGGGAGGUUCUCGGCAACUCCAUGUGUAAAAUUCUAGUCGUACUUUACUCCAUAGGCCUGUACAGUGAGGCUUUGUUCAAUAUCCUCCUGACUGUGCAAAGGUACCUAGUGUUUAUCAACGUGAACUUUCCCUCGACCACGAGAGCAGUGCACUGGGGCAUCAACUCGAGUGUUCUGGCAUGGGUCUUAGCCACUCUGGUCAUUUUGCCUGAAUCCAUGUUUUACAAACCUCAGAUGGAAAGCCAGAAAUACAAGUGUUCCAUUAGCAGACCUCACUUCCUGCCGGCUGAAGAGACAUCCUGGAAGUAUUUUCUCACCUUAAAGAUGAACAUUUUGGGAUUUCUUUUCCCACUGUGCGUUUUUGUAUUUUGCUACGCGCGAAUGAGAAGAAUACUAAGGUCUGGAGAGAGGGGGAAUGGCCUUCACCAGCUGGUUUUCGCCAUAAUGGCUGUCUUCCUUCUGAUGUGGGGACCCUACAAUAUUGCACUUUUCCUGUCCACUUUCAAGGAAUAUUUCUCCCUGCAUGACUGUAAGAGCAACUACAACCUGGACAAAAGCGUUCAGAUCCUUAGAAUUUUCGCGACCACCCACUGCUGCGUCAACCCCCUCCUCCACGUGUUCCUCGACACCAUGUUCAGAAGACACCUUCGCCGCCUUUGCUGUGUGCAUGACAGCAGUCUGCUCCAGUCCACUGAGGAAUCUGCACGAGCUGCACCAAGGGAAGAACGUGACCAUUCUACCAAAGUGUAA